This is a messenger RNA of Callorhinus ursinus (northern fur seal), 2586 nucleotides long. Lineage: Eukaryota; Metazoa; Chordata; Mammalia; Carnivora; Otariidae. The record is from RefSeq and is a predicted model, not a curated record.
CUUCCUUUUCUGACUCUCUGUUCCCAGGGUCCUGGCUUCCUCUGAGGGUGGCCGGCCCCCUUGCAGAUUGCCGCCUGAAUCCUAAUCAAGUUUUGCCUGAACGCCGGUCCUGCGUCCUUUGGACGGAGCAUGCGCAGGACAAAACACAUGGUCUUCUGAUGAUACUCUUCACAGGGGAGGGAGGUGUUGUGAUUCAGAGAUUCAGAGACCGCUCUGCAGGUGGGCUCAGGAAGAGGCAAGGCUCAUGAGAGAUGUAUCCUGCCGGACAUCUCGGCAGUCUGAAACUUCAUUGAACAAAGUGAUUCUCAACAGGGGUGGUGGGGGCAGGGUUUGUAGAAGUUUUGGGUGGUGGCACUGCCCUCCCCCGAUCGCCACAGCAAGCCUGCAAGGAGGAGUCAUUUGAUUCCUGGUUUAACAGAUGAUCACAGCCGACAAUAGGAAGUUCAACAGUGCUGUAAUUAGGAACUUGCCCCAAGGCACAGGAGCCCGAGUUCAAGUUUAGAGAGACAACUACCCAGGGAAGAAACCUGCCAGGUGCGUCCUCUGUCUGCAGCGUGCAUGCGGCUCCCGCGUGCGGCUCCCACAGCGCUUCGGUUCACCCCGCGCCGUGGAGCAGGUGACCUUGUCACCACGGUUGGAGUUGGAUUCUGCCCCCUAGUAAAUGUGUGGCGCUUUACUUCUUGGGGCUCUAGGGUUCCAGCCUUAAAACCCUGGGGCUCUUUUCUACCCUUGAUGUUAAUGGUUGCUGCGGAUAACGUUUUUUGAGGGCAUUUGUGGGUCAGGCACUGUGCUUGGUCCUCCGGGUGCACGGUGCUGCUUUUCUUACGUGACAGGUGAAGAAGCCUAGGUUGACAAAAGAUAAGAAAUCUUGCCCAGGCCCAGUAGCCGGUCUGCGGCCUGCGAGUGGGAAGACUCUGCUCCUCACUGCCUCCCUACUUGGCUGUUGACCCAGCCCCACGGCCUCGGAGCCGAAGUGGAAUCCUCCCACUUGGACGCUGCUGACGCACCUGCUUUGUGCUAGGUGUGGAGCUAGACACUAGGGAAGUGGCUUGGUCUUUGUCCACUAGUUGCUUACCAUCUGACAAAGGGAAACCAGCAGACGGAUUUCAGUGCGCUGGGGCCGGUGCUGUCCAGGCCCACAGCGGGAUUUAAAGUCGGAGAGCACUGUGAAGAUAAUGCUGGCCGCCGAGUGGAAGGCGGAUUGGAGAUGGGCCGGGAGAUGAGUUCUGCUCGAACAAUUUGGGUGAGCAUGGACGGAGAGCUCAAUCAGUGAAGUGGGAGUUCGCAUAUGAGCAUCCCCGAGGAGGGACAAUCAACAAGGCCUAGAGAUCAGGGCAGGAGGAUUAAAGGUGGUCUUAAUAUUUCUGACGUGCGCGGAAUAGACCGAGUGCUGUCAUUCACCAACAGAGAGAGCGACCCACAGAAGAGUGGGUUUCCGAGGAAGCUGACUCGGAUGGACUUGGAGCUGCCUGCAGCUUAGCAGGGUAUAAAUGAUGCCCCCCUCCCCUCCCCGGGCUGCUGUGAAGGGAGAGAAUGGGGGUGGAGAGGACCAUGGAGCUCUUGCUCUAUGGGCAAGAGAUGCUGGGAGCCCGGGCAGUGGAAGUGGGGCGGGCCCCGCUCAGGGUAUAAAGCUGCCCGCGCGGGAGCCCAAGCCAGCUCUGGGGUUGUCCUGAGACGUGUCCUGUCCUGAGUCCCACGACCAGGCGAAGGCGACCGCGACAUCUCUUUUGACUAAAAGACUCAGCGUCCAGUGCUCCACCCAAAGCAUCUAAGGGGAUCGCCCCUCGCGCCUCCAUCAUGCCCAACUUCUCCGGCAACUGGAAGAUCAUCCGAUCGGAAAACUUCGAGGAUUUGCUCAAAGUGCUGGGGGUGAAUGUGAUGCUGAGGAAGAUUGCCGUUGCUGCAGCGUCCAAGCCGGCCGUGGAGAUCAAACAGGAGGGAGAUACUUUCUACAUCAAAACCUCCACCACGGUGCGCACCACGGAGAUUAACUUCAAGAUCGGAGAAGAGUUUGAGGAGCAGACUGUGGAUGGCAGGCCCUGUAAGAGCCUGGUGAACUGGGAGAGUGAGAACAAAAUGGUCUGCGAGCAGAGGCUUCUGAAGGGAGAGGGCCCCAAGACCUCCUGGACCAGGGAGCUGACCAAUGACGGGGAGCUGGUCCUGACCAUGACGGCGGAUGAUAUCGUGUGCACCAGGGUCUAUGUCCGAGAGUGAGCAGCUGUGGGUCCAAGAGCUGCCAGAGCCCCCUAGCCCACCCUUCCACGCUCCCUGCCUCCCUGCCCCUCCCCCAUUCCUUCUAGGCUAGCUCUUCCCUCACUCCCCUCCUCACCCCUCACUCCUGGGGGUGCUGGGAUGCCUCCAGCCGGGCUCGGGUUGGACGACAAGAGCCCAGAUCACCCUUUCCAGAAUCACUUCCCCUCCCCAGCCAGCAGUCCUGAACCAGCCCAGAGCACAGCCUCUCUUUCUGGGAGGGGACCUGAGGGCCCCAGUGGGAAAGACGGCCCUCUGGCUUCCGCUCUUUGUCCCUGUAGCUGACACAGUGUAGAAUAUUUAUUGGUUAAUUUUAUUAAAAUGUUUAAAAAAAUA